Ascochyta rabiei is the source of this 1608-nucleotide messenger RNA. Its product is annotated as Protein disulfide-isomerase. Gene Ontology annotation, cellular component: endoplasmic reticulum. The transcript has 2 exons. Bases 1 to 1608 code for a protein of 535 amino acids. NCBI's taxonomy places the organism in Eukaryota, Fungi, Ascomycota, Dothideomycetes, Pleosporales, Didymellaceae. Gene Ontology annotation, biological process: response to endoplasmic reticulum stress; protein folding. The record is from RefSeq and is a predicted model, not a curated record. Gene Ontology annotation, molecular function: protein disulfide isomerase activity.
AUGAAGUGCUCCACCAUCUGCGCGGCCUUCUUCGCCGCCGUCGUCGCGGCCUCUUCAGACGUCACACAGCUGAAGACAGACACAUUCAAGGAGUUCGUCCAGGAGAACGACCUUGUCCUCGCAGAGUUCUUCGCGCCAUGGUGCGGUCACUGCAAGGCCCUGGCCCCCGAAUACGAGACUGCUGCCACGACACUUAAGGAGAAGGACAUCAAGCUCGUCAAGAUCGACUGCACAGAGGAGCAGGACCUCUGCAAAGAGUACGGCGUCGAGGGUUACCCCACCCUCAAGGUCUUCCGCGGCCUCGACAACAUCUCGCCCUACAGCGGCCAGCGCAAGGCCGACUCCCUGAUCUCGUUCAUGACCAAGCAGGCUCUGCCCGCCGUUUCUGAGGUCACCAAGGAUACCCUCGAAGAAUUCAAGACUGCCGACAAGGUCGUCCUCGUCGCCUACUUCGCCGCCGACGACAAGGCCUCCAACGAGACCUUCAACUCGGUCGCCGACGGUCUCCGCGACAACUUCCUCUUCGGUGCCACCAACGACGCUGCCCUUGCCAAGGCCGAGGGUGUUGAGCAGCCCGGUCUCGUCCUCUACAAGUCGUUCGACAAUGGCAAGGAUGUUUUCACCGAGAAAUUCGACGCCGAGGCCAUCAAGUCCUUUGCCACUGUCGCCUCCACCCCUCUCAUCGGUGAGGUCGGCCCCGAGACCUACGCUGGCUACAUGGCCGCCGGCAUCCCCCUCGCCUACAUCUUCGCCGAGACACCUGAGGAGCGCGAGCAGCUUGCCAAGGACCUCAAGCCCCUCGCCGUCAAGCACAAGGGCGCCAUCAACUUCGCCACCAUCGACGCCACCGCCUUCGGUCAGCAUGCUGGCAACCUCAACCUCAAGGCCGACGCAUGGCCCGCAUUUGCCAUCCAGCGCACCGACAAGAACGAGAAGUUCCCCUACGACCAGGACCUCAAGAUCAACGAGAAGGAGAUCGGUGCCUUCGUCCAGAAGUUCCUCGACGGCAAGAUCGACCCCUCCAUCAAGUCCGAGCCCAUUCCCGAGUCCAACGAUGGCCCCGUUACCGUCAUCGUUGCCAAGAACUACAAGGACAUUGUCAUCGACAACGACAAGGAUGUUCUCGUUGAGUACUAUGCUCCCUGGUGCGGUCACUGCAAGGCACUCGCUCCCAAGUAUGAGGAGCUUGGCCAGGCUUACGGUUCUUCUGAGCUCUCCAAGCUUGUAACCAUCGCCAAGGUUGACGCCACCGCCAACGACGUUCCUGAUGAGAUUCAGGGCUUCCCUACCAUCAAGCUCUUCGCCGCCGGCAAGAAGGAUGCCCCCAUUGACUACUCCGGCUCCCGCACCGUGGAGGACCUUGCCCAGUUCAUCAAGGAGAACGGUUCCCACAAGGCUGCCGGUGUCUUCGCUGAGGCCGCCGAUGCCGUGGAGGAGGGUGCUGAGGAGCUCGCUGAGCAGGCCAAGGCAGCCACUGAGUCUACUUCGUCGGGCGCAUCCGAGGCGACUGAGUCUGUCAAGUCCGCUGCUGCUGGCGCCGCUGAGGCCGUCAAGAGCGCCGCCGCUGCUGUCGUCGCUGACGAUGAGGAGAUCCACGAUGAGUUGUAG